CCCCCAUUUCUAAUUGAUUUUUCUCUCCACCUCACUUUCGGGUCGUCACAGUGCACAGACCACUGCCUCUGAAGCCUCAUCUUCCCAUACGGAGAACUAAUCGGACAGAGAGCGAGCACGCGAGGCAGAGAGGUAAAGUGACAGGAUACCAGCAGCAUCACUGGCAAGCAUCUCCCUGACUGGGCGACAGAACGCGAGAGGGGCUGGGAGAUGAGAGGAAAAGUCAGAAGGGGAAAGAGGAGAGAGAGUGCGUUCAGCUUCUGGAGAAACAAGUUCUUUUGAGUGGAGGGAGGCCGAAGUCCACAGAAGAACAGGAGCUCAAAGAAGAGUUUGAAAAAGAGAGAGAGGAUUUGUGGCAUCGCGGUGGGUGGCACUGGGGGCAAUCAGCGUUUCAUUUUCCUUUUGUUUUUUUUUUUUGGCUGUAAGCACCGUCUGGCUCCUCUCUUCUUCUUCUCCCCUCCUCCUCCUACACCUCUCUGCUCCUCUUUUCAUCCUGACUCUCCUCUCCCAGCUCCCACCGUGGGGUCGCAGCUUUCCAUCACACUCCCCCCCUCCCUUGCUCCCUACCUCCCCCGGGCCCUGCUGGGAGCCUCCGGGCUGCUGCGCCGCAGGAGGAUGUCUCGCCGGGAGUCUCCACCACUGCCGCCUUCACCGCCUCCCCCUCCGCAGCUCCUAGGAGUGCAAAGAGGAGAGGUGGAGGAUCGUCCGGAGCGUGCGGAGCCGCUGUCCGACACGGAAAGGGAAAUCAUCCAGGACACGUGGAGGCACGUGUACAAGAACUGUGAGGAUGUGGGAGUAGCCGUGCUCAUAAGGUUCUUUGUGAACUUCCCAUCGGCUAAACAGUACUUCAGCCAGUUCCGGGACAUGGAGGAUCCUGCGGAGAUGGAGAGAAGCAGCCAGCUUCGGCACCACGCCGGCAGAGUGAUGAACGCCCUCAACUCUGUGGUGGAGAACCUUCACGACCCAGAGAAGGUGUCAUCGGUGCUGGCCGUGGUGGGAAAAGCCCACGCACUCAAACACAAGGUGGAACCUGUGUACUUCAAGAUCCUGAGCGGCGUCAUGCUAGAGGUUUUUUCUGAAGAUUUCCCAGAAUUCUUUCCGGAAGAGGUGCAGGUGGUUUGGACCAAGCUGAUGGGGGCGGUGUACUGGCACGUGACAGGGGCCUACACGGAGGUGGGCUGGCUCCAGGUCUCCAGCUCGGCGGUGUGAAUAAUUAACGCGCAGACUUGGUGUGUCAUACUGUUAAUUGUAAAAGGAGGGGAAUGCCGUGAUGAUAUUUUCACAGAUAACGUCAGAUUAACGUAGUAAUCCAUGAAAUUCUGUGUUGUAGGGGGUGUUUUGGGGUGUGAGUUGCGGGGUAGGGGGGAUUUUGGUGCCAACGUUCUUCA
Molecule: messenger RNA, 1388 nt
Organism: Thalassophryne amazonica
Lineage: Eukaryota; Metazoa; Chordata; Actinopteri; Batrachoidiformes; Batrachoididae
Gene: cygb2
Product: cytoglobin 2
Exons: 3
Coding region: 616-1209 (197 amino acids)
Biological process (GO): oxygen transport
Molecular function (GO): heme binding; iron ion binding; oxygen binding
Source: RefSeq, a predicted model, not a curated record